AUGGCACUUGAUAUGGUAGAAGCAUAUCUGCGAGUCAGAGGGAUGGUGCUAUCCUUGGAUGAGCAUACGUGGAUCCCUGUCAUCCUAGGAGAAGCCUUCCUGCAAAUAAGAAACCUGGCAUCCAUAUGGCACCAUCCUCUGAAGGAGCAUACAUGGUGGCUUAUCCAUCCUAGGAUCAUGCAUGUGAGCAGUGAUCCAGGGACCAAUCAGUGUGAGCAUGAUAACAUGAGAAGUGUUCCUGCGAGUAAGAAGGGUAGCAUCCGUAUGGCACUAUGUUCUACGAUGUAUGGCAGCAAAGCCCAUGACAGAGUCCCAGUGAUGUGGUCCAUGGUGCAAGUAUUCGAUAGAGGAGAUACAGAAUGCUCGGAUGCGUCUGAAGCUGGACCCAGGGAAUCCAGGAAGAAAGUUGAGUUCUUGGUCCAUGGGGUAUCAGAUCCACCUUCUGAAUUGAAGGGCUUUCCUCUAGUAGACUUAUUGAAUCGAUUUGUGGAUUUCUCCAUUCCACCACCAUUCUUUUGCAAGGAUUUUGAAGGGUCUGGCUCGCUUUUGGCCCGUUUUUGGCUGGUUGUGGUAAACUUGAGUUGGUGUCUAACCCUGUCACCUUAG
Desarmillaria tabescens is the source of this 606-nucleotide messenger RNA. RefSeq lists its product as uncharacterized. Bases 1 to 606 code for a protein of 201 amino acids. The record is from RefSeq and is a predicted model, not a curated record. NCBI's taxonomy places the organism in Eukaryota, Fungi, Basidiomycota, Agaricomycetes, Agaricales, Physalacriaceae. The transcript is spliced from 6 exons.